UCUGGGAAAAUCACUUUCUUGCAAGUGGGCAGUGAGAGAGAAGGGUGGGGUGAGGCUGUGGAACCGACCGUGGAAAAUACUGCACCUGAACAAGUCGCACUUGCCAGCUCACGAAGUAAAACUGAAAUUCCUUGAUGACUUAAACAGAUGGAGUCUGCUUCUCAUUUCUCCUUUUAUUUAUCCUGAUAAGUUACUUAAAGCAGAACAUAUAGCUUUUGUGACAGAAAGCAUUUCAGCUCAGACAGAUAAUCUGCAGAAAGUACCUGGGUCUUCGAAAGAGGUCAUGAAAAUAGAUGGUGCUUCACUGUCUCUAAAAAGGCCUUCACAGAUUGUGAAGUGGUCAGACUAUUGUUCACUGUUGGCUUAUAAACCUGGAGAGCCUUAUAAGUUAAUCGCUGAAGCAAGUGUAGAUAAUUUCAGUAACCUUGGAAUAGCAUUCAUGGAAGACAGGCUUCAAAUGGAUAAUGGAAUGGUGCCACACAAGAUUGUUUCUGUCCAUUUACAGGAAUCUACUCUGAAGGAGUUGGCGCAGGUGGCACCAUCUGUAAAAGAGCAAAGUGUAAGCAGUACACAAAUGGAUGAAGUAACUCAUGCUGCUACUUUUGGGACGACUGUUAAAUUGGGAUUAGGAGUAUCUGACUCUACAGGACAAGAGAAAUCCAAGCUAGAGAAAGAAAGUGAGAAAGAAAUUGAGCAUGAAGAUGAAUCCAACAAUCUAUCUGACAAAGAGAUGGGUGUUGGAGAACAUCAUCACUUGCAUCUUUCCAGCUGUCAUGAAUGCCUGCAGCUUGAAAACAGUACUAUUGAAUCAGUCAGAUUUGCCUCUGCAGAAAACAUUCCAGAACUUUCUGAUGAUUGUAAUAGCAAACUGGAAGAGAAAAAUAAUGACUGUCUAGCAAGAGGAAUAAAGAGAGUAAACCUUGCUGGAAAGCCCCCUAAUGUAUUGAUUUAUCUUGGCUCUGAAACUGCAAAAGUGGAAUUUGAGCAGGUAAAAUCAAUCCUUCAGGAAUGCAUUGAUGCAGACAGUUAUACCAUCUACCAGUUGCAUGAGGAACAAGUUCUGAAAGCUCCGUGGAUUGAUAAUUCACUGCUAUUGAUCAUUGCCACAGACGAGGCUAUUUCUGAGGAGAACCACAAACAAUUUAUGAAAUUUUUAUCUAAAGGUGGAAAGAUUCUAGGGUUUUCUUCAUCUUUUACAUUUGAUGGCAUACAAAUAAAGAGAAAAAGCAAACUGAAGAAGACUGUUCAUGAAUUAGUGGUCUCUAAAAUGGACAACACUGAAAUUAAGCUAAAUCUUUUGGUCAGUGGCUGUAUUUUUGAGAAGGUGAUGAAGGAAGAUACCAGCAAAGUGAAGACAUUGAGUCGAUUAAAUAAUGCUGAUAAAGAUAUAGUUGUUGUUCAUCUCAGUUAUGGAGACAGUGGAGGAGAAGCCAUUCUUUCUCAGGCACACUUGGAACUGGAUAUCAAUUCUGUGGAUGUCCAAACUGAAGAUGAUUUUAAUUUGCUUAAGAUAAGCAAUACCAAGAGAUUCGAAGUUCUCAAGGAGAUCCUAAUAUCACUUGGCCUGAGUUGUGAAUUAAAUGAAAUUCCUAUGUUAACACCUAUCUACCUUCUCUCUUCUGAUGAGGAAAUCAAUCUUGCUUUUCUGAAAUGGCUUGAGGGAAGUGUAGAUGCUGAAGGAUUAAAACCAUCCAGCAAGGUGUCUCUUAAAUUUGUUACAUCUUGGGAAUCGAAAAUGGAGAUAACUCCAUCUUUCAUGCAAGUCAUCACUGAGGUGGGAAGCUUCUCAUCAGAACAUUUCAGCCUGAAGACAUAUCAACAGAAUCUUCAAACAAAGAAGCUUGGAAAGAUUGUUCUUUUUACUGAAGUUACCACAACAACAAUGAAUCUUCUAGAUGGGUUAAUGUUCGAGUUGCCUGAGGAGAUGGGUUUAAUAGCAAUUGCUGUUCGACAAACACGAGGGAAAGGUCGUGGUGGAAAUGUUUGGCUCAGUCCUGUGGGCUGUGCACUAUCCACCUUACAUAUCACCAUUCCUUUACAUUCUAACCUCGGCCAGAGAAUUCCUUUUAUUCAACACCUGGUGUCCUUGGCAGUGGUAGAGUCAGUUAGAUCAAUACCAGGAUAUGAAGAUAUUGAUCUGCGAGUGAAAUGGCCAAAUGAUAUUUACUACAGUGAUCUUAUGAAGCUUGGUGGAGUUCUGGUAAACUCUACACUUAUUGAAACAACAUUUCAUAUACUUGUUGGCUUGGGAUUUAACGUGAAUAACAGCAACCCCACCAUAUGCAUCAAUGAUCUCAUCACGAAAUUUAAUAAGGAAGAGGGGACAAAGCUGAAGCCUUUAACUACAGACUGUCUUAUCGCAAGGACUGUAACUGUGCUGGAGAGGCUUAUAGAUAUUUUUCAGGAGAAAGGGCCCAAUGGAGUUCUUCCCCGUUACUACAAGUACUGGGUACACAGUGGUAAGCAAGUGCGUCUCCACAACGAGGAGGGUCCGAUUGCGUGGAUAGUUGGGAUAGAUGAUUAUGGAUUCCUUCAAGUCCAUGAAGAAGGCAAGGGUGUAGAGUCUGUGCACCCAGACGGCAACUCUUUUGACAUGCUGAGAAACCUCAUAGUCCCAAAGCAUUAAUAGUCCUCAGAGCUUGCAGCGCAAAAGGAGGCUCUUUAGUAUUUGGCACCAAGCAGCUAAACUUGCUUAAAGGUGGGAAGGGUAGUUGAUGGCUUGAUUAUUUUUUUUUUCUUCCUAUUUUCUGAUAUCUUUGUUCUUUGACAUGGAUAACUUCAACAGUUAAGAAGAGGUAAUUAUCUCGUUGUUGAAGGCCUUUAUUCUUCCGUAUUAACUUCAAAACACAUCUCUGUUGCCAUUCUUUGUAAGCAUCUAUUCUUUAAAAGGAACCUGAUCGCAAAGGAAUGCCUUGCAAUGAACAGAACUUUCUCUUCAAUUACACACUGUAGUUGAGAAACCGAAGUGGCUCUGUGUUUUAUUGUGCUUUAGCACAAUCCAGUACAAUAUUUACAUUUUUACUAUGUUUUUUUAAACUAAGUUGUGGUGUAUGCGUUGUCUGCAGUGGAAACAGCUGGAAGACCUCAUCAUAUAUUUCUGAAUUCCUGGGAUUACCACUGUGUUUAGAUUCAGAUCUAAGUAGAGCCUUGCUGAUUUGGUUCUCCAUGUGGGCCUGUACAACAGUUUACCACCCUGUGCUAUGGUCUCAGGUCUGCAACUCUGUCAUGGCUGCCUUAAGAUUUUGGGGAGUUUUCCAUCAGUGCUUAAGAACUGUUGGUCAGUUAUUCAAAUUUUUUGUACUCUGCUCUUCUUAGUCAAUUGGAUCUGAGUAAAUCAUCUUGUAUCUCCUUUGAAUCAUAGUCUUCCAAGAGGCCCAUAAGACUAGCCCACUGGAGUAGUGUAUCACCUAGCUGCAGUCCUCUUAUGCAGGUUAUUGUAGAAUCCCAUGUCAGGAGAGGGAAGUCUAAAUAAUUUACAAUUUAAUAGUAAUUCUAUUGCAAUAGUCAUGAAGUUAAGUGACUAAUUAAGAGGAAAAAAAAAUCCCUGCCUGCUGUAAACAACAACUACAGUGAAAAAGAGAAAACACGUAGUCAACCUGUGUCCAAAUUCUCUUCCAUUGUUUCUGCUGUCACCCCCUUUCCCAGAGCAGGGCGUCUGGUUUUGCCACUAGCCAUUAAAAGCAAGAGGUUUAACAUCUGCUGACCCGAAAGUAGCUUGCUCUGGGGGCUGGCUGCAGAGUUCAGGGUUAGGUGUAACAGCUUGCACAGGACUGGAACGCAGCAGGACGUGGGCAUGUGGGAGCUUCCGUGCAAUGGCAG
Messenger RNA from Egretta garzetta (little egret), 3819 nucleotides. It is a transcript of the gene HLCS, whose product is annotated as holocarboxylase synthetase. The transcript has 12 exons. Bases 284 to 2626 code for a protein of 780 amino acids. Lineage: Eukaryota; Metazoa; Chordata; Aves; Pelecaniformes; Ardeidae. The record is from RefSeq and is a predicted model, not a curated record. Gene Ontology annotation, molecular function: biotin--[biotin carboxyl-carrier protein] ligase activity. Gene Ontology annotation, cellular component: cytoplasm. Gene Ontology annotation, biological process: protein modification process.